ACCAGUUAGUUGUUGCGUCUCCUUUUCAGAGCACGCACCUAUAUGUGACGCGGGAAUCAAGCGACGACGAGUAUACUCGUCAAACAGUGUAUCAAACAGUGUAUCGUCGAACAAGUGUCGCUGUUCAAAUAAUAGAUCAAAAAGACGGUUUUGUUUCAAAUAAAAUUAACAAUUUCCCGUUACCAAUAUUUACUUAUUCGCUUAACGUUAACAUGUACUGCAUACGUAAUGAAACGAAAAACGCAAGAAAAAUCAGACACUUAUGAAAGUUAAACAAUUUUCAUUGAUGUCGUAGAAUGGUAUUCAGCGAAACAAGGAACGAUACAUAAUGGCAAUAUGCACGACGAACGCCAAUAUCGUGAUACUUUUCUAAUUUUAUUUUUAUAACAAACCGAACAGCAUCGUGUAGGUUUGACCAAAAAAUAUUUUAAAUAUUUUGAAGUUUGAGAAUAUGUUUUUGUUUCCAUUAAAAUUACAAUUUAAAUAGCCAAUGGCCGCUACUUUUUACGCACGACAAGUAUACUCGUCAUAACACAAUAUACUGCCUCUUCAAACUGGUUAAUGACGUCAAACUGGUUAAUACUUCAAAUAACAGUAAAUUCACAGGUCGCACUCAGUUGACAUUUCGACACCAGGAUAUCGUCUCGAAGCCAUUGCCAUCGGCAAGCUUCGCAAAUUCAUCUUGCGGGAGUGUUACCUUCGGUAAUUACAAGAACGUUUCGUGCAGAACUGGAUUAUCAAGUGUCGGACAAUCGGAAAUUAAUCAUCCAAGUAAUUGGAUAGGCGUGGUGCAACAUUGCUUCGCUGAAGAGUACGGUACAUUUGGAUUACUGACGAUUUUAAAUGGAGUCUACGAACGCGAUCUUGUAUCCACCGAUCGUUCCCGAUGGCGCCUUGAUGAUGAGCAUCGAGUCGCUUGACAGGAACCCGCUGUCUCGCCUUUUCGUCGAGAGACCGAUUGUCAGGGCUGCGAGCAUACUGCGCAGAGAUUCCUCCACCGAGACCAUUGACGUCAACAGACUGUGUCAGACGAACACGUCAGUGAUACAAUAUGUCGAAAUCGCAGAAUCCGAUGGCCGCCUCUACAGCGUAGACGGUCUCGUCAGCACGCCAUGUUGGCUAAAGAUCGUCAGCCUAGCCAAGGACUGUCACAGCUGCAACGUUCUACUGAUGACCACCGACAAAGGCGUGAUCUUGAAGGCCAUCAGAAUCAUCACUCCGGGCGAACCGUUACUGAUGUGGUUCACGGAGAACAUCCUAGCUAUGAUUAACAUGCCAUUUCUGACGCCCUCGAACAUUCAAGGCCAGAACCGCUACAUCUGUCACAUGUGCCAAAACCUGUUCGAAUAUCCAAACCCCCUGAAGCUUCAUCUAGCAUUAAAGUGUAACCGACUGGACAGCCAACACCUCUGGUCGGUGCUCGCGAAAGAGUUCACUCUCUCGCCGAGGAGUAGCCUGUCCCUGAGCCUCUUCCCUCAGUCGUCGUUCAGGUUCGAGCUGACCAAAUCGCCGCGGUCAUCUCCCACAAGGAUAUCGAUCCAGGUGGAAAGCAUGGACUCGAAUCCUUCGUUGAUCCACAACUCGCCCGGCUCCUCGAACGAGAUAUCGCCGUUGUCCUCCGAUCCAUCCCCUAACUCGCCGGCCGCGCAAAUCUCGCCAAACCCUCAGUUGUCGCCGUUAAACGAGGAGCUGAACUUCCGAAAUUCUGCGUUCAAGCCCUACAUGAACCAGGGCAACGUGUUCAACAAUGCCUUACCCCCGGCCAUAGAGGACACCGUCUUAGUGCCGUACAGUGCUCAGCCGAACGGAGGACCAACGGAUCCGGACAUUCAUGCUGCUCAUAUGGAAACGUUCGUCAGCAAUCUGGGGAAAUCGAAGCAGGGUCACCUGUGCAUUUACUGCGGCAAAGUGUACUCGAGGAAGUACGGACUGAAGAUCCACAUCAGAACCCACACAGGUUACAAACCGCUGAAAUGCAAGUACUGUUUGCGCGCGUUUGGUGACCCAAGCAACCUGAACAAGCACACCAGGCUGCACGCGGAAGAUACACCUUACAGGUGCGACCUCUGCGGCAAGGUGCUCGUGAGAAGGCGAGACCUCGAGAGACAUCUGAAGUCGAGGCACCAGGAUAACACCGACCAGGCCUCGGACUCCUCGUCCGAAGGAAUCGACGUUUGAGACGUUGAAAUGACAUAAUAAUAAUAAUGGUGCUAACCCGUUGGACCAGCGUUCUAUUACAUUCUUGACGAUGAAACGCAAUGUUCGUUUGGAAGCGAAAUGUUUGCGUCCGAGUAAGUAGCGAUCUGCGAUAUGGAAGUUGUAGAUCGUGAAUUAGGUUCAUUAACCAGUUGAACCGUGCAGGAUAACAUGGAAGAUCGAGUAUUAUGUGAUGAAUAUUCCAAUUACUUAUGUAUAAAUAUGGAUUCGAUGAAUUCGAUGAAUAAUAGUAUGGAUAUUUUUUGUAACAAUUAGGGUAAGAUUAUUUAAGCGUGACAUCGUUGAGAAAAAUCAGCUACAGCUGAGCUGUACUGAGCAUCGUUCAUGCAUCAUUCGUCGUAGGACUACGUCUGAGACUAUUUUUAACUGCCUUAGCGUUAAAUUACUGUUAUCUCAGUUUCUAGUCGGAAUAUUAAAAUAAAAUUGUUAUACCAUA
Messenger RNA from Megalopta genalis, 2653 nucleotides. It is a transcript of the gene Prdm13, whose product is annotated as PR/SET domain 13. NCBI's taxonomy places the organism in Eukaryota, Metazoa, Arthropoda, Insecta, Hymenoptera, Halictidae. The record is from RefSeq and is a predicted model, not a curated record. Gene Ontology annotation, cellular component: nucleus. Gene Ontology annotation, biological process: regulation of gene expression.